Molecule: messenger RNA, 159 nt
Organism: Colletotrichum orchidophilum
Lineage: Eukaryota; Fungi; Ascomycota; Sordariomycetes; Glomerellales; Glomerellaceae
Exons: 1
Coding region: 1-159 (52 amino acids)
Source: RefSeq, a predicted model, not a curated record
AUGUUUCAACCCGAUCGCCCCGACAAGCCGCAGAAACGCUCCCCUCUCCGAUUGCCACGGCAGAUUACGGUUUCGCUGUACGGUCAGCAAAUACCCCCCCUCUGGCCAUCUGGAAACGAGGCUGUGCAAGAUACCAAGACUUUCCACCUGCCAGAUUGA